AUGGGGCGUUCCGGUGGACACCGGAACGUACUCUCCGGGUUUCGGCUCCGGCCGGAUACCGAACGCAUUCGAGGGAGGCAAGCUCCGAUGUCCGAUCCGGUGAAAGGCUCCGUAACCGACGCAGGUUCGCCACAGGGCCAAGUGCACCGUAUGGUGCCCGUGCUGCCGCUCCGGGACAUCGUGGUGUUCCCGCACUCCUUCCUGCCGCUCUCCGUCGGCCGCAAGAGCACGGUCCAGAUGCUGCGGGACGCCACCCGCGAGGCUGCCGAAGCCGACCCGUCCGGAAGCGGCAAGGUGAUGCUCGCCGUCCUCACCCAAAAGGACGAUUCGGUGGACAAUCCGGGCGAGGACGACCUCUACCGCGUGGGUACCGCCGCCCGCCUCGAAAAGCAGGUGCGGAUGCGGGAAGGCACCGUGCGGAUCGUGAUCCGAGGCAGCUUCCGGUUCCGUGUCGAACGGAUCGUGCAGACCGAGCCCUACGUGCGCGCCGACAUCCGGGUUCUGGAUGGCACGGUGGGAGCCAACAAGACCGUGGAGUUCGAAGCUCUGACCCGGAAGAUCCGCGAGGAACUGCAGGAGAUGAUCAAGACGGAUCUCUUCCCUCGCGCCCGGGAGGUCAUGAAGACCCAACUCGCCCGCGUGGGAAGCGCCGGUCAGUUGGCUGAUUUCGUCGCCGAACAGCUUCCGAGCCUCAACACCGAGAUGCGGCAGGAGAUCCUUCAGACCCUGUCCAUCGAGGACCGGCUGGGGCUGGCGUACGCGGCGAUUCUGCGCGAGAAGCAGGUGCGCGAUCUCGGGCGCAGCAUCGAGUCCAAGGUCAAGAGCGAAGUCGGCCGCACCCAGCGGGAGUUCUUCCUCCGCGAGCAGAUGAAGGCGAUCCAGAAGGAACUCGGCGAAGGCGACGAUUCCACCAAGGAGAUGGACGAGCUCCGCGAGAAGAUCGAGAAAGCCGGGAUGCCCGAGGAGGCCGAGAAGGAAGCGCUACGGGAAUUCCGGCGCCUUGGGCGGAUUCCUCCCGCUUCCGCCGAGUACACCGUGGGGCGGACGUACCUCGACUGGCUGGUCCGGGUUCCGUGGGACAAGCGGACCGAGGACAAGUACGACAUUCCACGCGCCAAGGACAUCCUGGAAGCGGAUCACUACGACCUCGAGAAGGUCAAGGACCGAAUCCUCGAGUUUCUGGCGGUUCGGGAGCGAAAGCCGGACCAGAAGGGGCCCAUCCUCUGCUUUGCGGGACCGCCGGGCGUGGGCAAGACGAGCCUGGGCAGGUCGAUCGCGAAGGCGGUCGGGCGGGAGUUUGUGCGGCUCAGUCUCGGAGGCAUCCGCGAUGAGGCCGAGAUUCGCGGACAUCGACGCACCUACAUCGGGGCGCUGCCCGGGCAGAUCGUUCAAGGCCUCGUGCGGGCGGGCACCCGAAACCCCGUCUUCAUGCUGGACGAGGUAGACAAGCUGGGCAUGGACUUCCGGGGCGACCCCAGUUCGGCCCUGCUCGAGGUUCUGGAUCCCGAACAAAACGACACCUUCCGCGACCACUACCUGGAUCUGGCGUUCGAUCUGUCGGAUGUUCUCUUCAUCGCGACCGCGAACAUGAUGGAUCCGGUUCCGCCGGCGCUCAGGGACCGGAUGGAAAUCCUCGGCCUCCAGGGGUACACCGAGGAAGAGAAGAUCCAGAUCGCGGUCCGCCACAUCCUUCCGCGCCAGCUCGAAAACCACGGACUCGAGGAAGAAGAGGACCAGCCGGUCUUCGGCCGGGAAUCUCUUGCGCUCAUCAUCCGGGAUUACACGCGCGAGGCAGGUCUCCGGAACAUGGAGCGGUCGAUCGCGAAGAUCUGCCGCAAGGCGGUUCGGAAGCUCGCCGAGGGAGAAGCGGGGCCGCUCCAGGUCUCUCCGGAGGUCGUGAGCGAGCUGCUCGGUGCGCCCACCUCGCUCUCGCGAGAACUCGUGGAGCGGGUCAGCGUGCCGGGGGUGGCCGUUGGGCUCGCCUGGACGCCGGUGGGAGGAGAUAUCCUCUUCGCCGAAGCGUCCCGCAUGAAGGGAAACACGCGCCUGACCCUCACCGGCCAGCUCGGCGACGUGAUGAAGGAGUCGGCUACCGCCGCGCUUUCCUGGGUCAGGCAACACGGCGCAACCUACGGGAUCCAGACCGGGUUCUACCGGAAGUCGGACAUCCACUUCCAUGUGCCGGAAGGCUCCACCCCGAAAGACGGCCCCUCCGCGGGGAUCACGCUGGUCGCGGCGCUCAUCUCGGUCCUGACCGGAACGGUGUGCCGGCCCGAGCUCGCGAUGACCGGUGAAAUCACCCUCACCGGCCACGUCCUCCCGGUCGGAGGGAUCAAGGAAAAACUACUGGCCGCCCACCGCUACGGAAUCCGGGAAGUCAUUCUGCCCCGGUUGAACGAGGGGUCCUUUCUCGAGGAUGUGCCGGAUGAAAUCCGGGAUGCGCUUCAGAUCCACCUGGUUUCGAACCUGGAGGAGACCAUCCCGAUCAUCUUCCCGAACCUCGCCCCUGCCCCGACGAUCCCUGGCCCCUCGAUCGCCGCCGGGACGACACCCGACCAGAUGCUGAUGCAGUAA
This is a messenger RNA of Geodia barretti, 2574 nucleotides long. The record is from the annotation of a GenBank genome assembly. Lineage: Eukaryota; Metazoa; Porifera; Demospongiae; Tetractinellida; Geodiidae.